Molecule: messenger RNA, 6624 nt
Organism: Procambarus clarkii (red swamp crayfish)
Lineage: Eukaryota; Metazoa; Arthropoda; Malacostraca; Decapoda; Cambaridae
Source: RefSeq, a predicted model, not a curated record
CAGUCGAAUUAGCCUGACACUCGGCCCCGAGGUUCAGAUGGCAAUUGUUAGCACAGUGUGGCACUGUUGUAGUGCCACCAGGUGUCGUUGGUAGGACUUUUGAUCGGAUUUUGUUACAUUAAAGCACCUUAAGUGACUCACACUUUCAAUUGGAAAAUAUACACAUGUGCAGUAUUUAUUUUUUUGUUAAUAUUGGAUUGUGAUGUAUAUAUAUUGCAUUAUUUUCGGUCCGAGCGUAACUGCGUACUCCGAGCAUGGUGGUACAAGCAGAGCUGUCUUAACGAGGAGUUAUGUUCGUGGAGUUGAGAGCUGGCAUUAUCAAGAGUGGGUGCAGUUGUCCUUCCUGGGGGAGCCCUGGCCGCCGCCCGCGCCUCCACUCUCCCGCCACACGCUGCCAGUCAAUCGCCACACUACCUCGCGCCCUCACCCACACUGCUGACACCACGGCACAAACCCACACUGGUAACACCACGGCACAAACCCUCACUGCCGACACCAUCAUAAUAAGGCAGAUACACUCACGUUGUUGUGGUCGGUUACUCUACCUUACACCCCGUCCUCCCUCGACACUGUCUCUGCAAGUCGCCAAUCAUUGACUUACACCCUCACACUCCGUUUUUCCAUCAGUCACACUUGCACCAUUGCUCUUACACUUGGCACCACCACCAGUAACCACCUACACUCACACCAGCCAAUAAGGCGUCGUGGCCUACAACAAUGUAAACAACAAAACAGUUUGCGUGAUAAACAGGUCCGAGGUGUCAUAAUUAGAAAAAAAAUGAAUAGUUGUGAUUUGUGAAACGAUCGAAUGUACAAAGAAAAUGUUUAUAACAGCCUUCUAUGGGAGGAUAUAAUCCCAGUCUAUGAGAUAUGUAACAAGACAAGAAGGAAGGCAAGGAAUCAUAACUCACAAAGCCUACGGCUUAUCUUGAGGUUAUCUUGAGAAACAAGACAAGAAAUGGAAGCGACAUUCAUAGGGGAACGCUUUUACAGCUGUCUCGUGGAUAAUUAAACCAGACGAUGUAAUACAGUUGGAGUGAGAUAUAAUAGCGUUCGGACGCCUUGGAUUGUGAGAGAAGAAAGCCCUUGUGGUCUUGUAAUUGUCCUUUAUUCUCUGGAGUUGGGAAGUGGAGGAAAGUGACGCAAACGAGGCAGCAUCCAAGAGAUACAUCUCGUCCACCGGAACCUGCGGCUCAGAGGCUCCCAUCACCAUGGCAACACAGCAUCUCCUGGUCGCUGUAAUGAUGCUUGUUGGUUCCGCUUGCGGCACUCCUGAGGCGGCGCCACCCUCCCCUGCGUCGGCGCCACCCUCCCCUGCGUCGGCGCCACCCUCCCCUGCGUCGGCGCCACUCUCCCCUGCGUCGGCGCCACCCUCCCCUGCGUCGGCGCCACCCUCCCCUGCGUCGGCGCCACUCUCCCCUGCGUCGGCGCCACCCUCUCCUGCGUCGGCGCCACCCUCUCCUGCGUCGGCGCCACUCUCCCCUGCGUCGGCGCCACCCUCCCCUGCGUCGGCGCCACCCUCUCCUGCGUCGGCGCCACUCUCCCCUGCGUCGGCGCCACCCUCCCCUGCGUCGGCGCCACCCUUCCCUGCGUCGGCGCCACCCUCUCCUGCGUCGGCGCCACCCUCUCCUGCGUCGGCGCCACUCUCCCCUGCGUCGGCGCCACCCUCCCCUGCGUCGGCGCCACCCUCUCCUGCGUCGGCGCCACUCUCCCCUGCGUCGGCGCCACCCUCCCCUGCGUCGGCGCCACCCUCUCCUGCGUUGGCGCCACCCUCUCCUGCGUCGGCGCCACCCUCUCCUGCGUCGGCGCCACUCUCCCCUGCGUCGGCGCCACCCUCUCCUGCGUCGGCGCCACCCUCCCCUGCGUCGGCGCCACCCUCCCCUGCGUCGGCGCCACCUUCCCCUGCGUCGGCGCCACCCUCUCCUGCGUCGGCGCCACCUUCCCCUGCGUCAGCAGGUUGCCAGGACGGCUGGGCAGCCUUCGGUGAGCACUGCUACCUCUUCUCCAAUGAGGUACAGACCUACGACAGCGCCAGGAGCAAGUGUCAGUCUACAGGCGGCGACCUCGUCUCUAUACACUCGUCUACAGAGAACGUUUUCCUACUUUCUUUGCUUGACCCUGAUGACUACACUGGAACCUGGAUUGGUAUGUUGGAUGAUGGUCACCCGGGCUCCCUCGCUUGGUCAGACGGGACCGCCACCGUCUUCACCAGCUGGGAGACAUUAGAGACCUACCGCUCGAGCACCCAGCCAUCCUGUGUUGGAUUCUCCCGCGGUGCCUCUGGCAGGGCCGCCCGCUGGAGCCUCCAUGCGUGUCACGCGCACAUGCACUUCGUCUGCAAAAGGCCUCAACAGGCAUGGGCCCCGGACACGCCCAAGGAAGGCUGCGCACAGUGUUCCUCCCGUAGAAAACGCUCCAGUGGCCUGGAACUCUCGCGGGAAACACCCGCUCCUUCGUUUUCAUCUCCCUUCCAUUCACGCUUCUCCACACCCUUCAAACGAGGUGGAAGCCCACACUACCAACUCCCAGUGUUGCACACCUCCCAUGGUAACACGUUCGGGCAGUCUCCACGAAAUUAUCCCAAAAUAUUACUACCUCACAGAUUCGGAGACCAUAUGCAUAAUAACAAUGGUAACCAAUUUUCCCAGCCUCAGCCAAACAUACCACAACCCCAUCCACUGCAGUCGGUUGGCACCUCGUUACAUUAUCAGUCUUCUGAAGCUGCUCCACAGAGGAGCAACGUGGCCCGUGGUAGUACGGCUCAGGCUACGACACCGCCCUUGGCAGCAGCUUCAAGUGAAAGUAUUCCAGCUUCGUCCAGAACUGAUUCAAGCUCCAGCACAACAGUAGAUAGCAUGGGCCAAGAUACCCUGACGCCGACGCUGGCUCCGGAAGCAGGUCAAACAAUCCUGACACCAACGCUGCCUCCGGACACAACGGGCUGCGAGUUGGGUGACGAGACCUUCAGUGGUUCCUGCUAUAGUUUCUCCGGUUCCGCUCUGUCCUGGAGGGACGCCCAGGCGGAUUGUCGGACACGGAACGCACACCUCAUCGUUUUUAAUGAUGGAUUAGAAUCAGCGUUCAUCUCCCCGUUGCUAAGAGACCUAGGAGAUCGGAGCUGGAUUGGACUGUCCGUUACAAAUAAUGAGGUUUUCUCCUGGGUGAACGGGGCUCCUACUGACUUUAGCAACUGGGACACGCUCCAGCCAGCACUUCGCCGGGGGUCCUGCGUGACGGUCUCGGGGGCGGAGCACAACCCGGGCCGAUGGGCAAUGAAGAACUGUCACCACAAGCUGAAGUAUAUCUGCGAGUAUGACAGGGAAGGUGACUUCACACUCGCCAAGAUCACGACUGUUAACUGUGACGAAGGUUGGCACACCGUAGGGGAUCGCUGCCUCAAGCUGUUUCCGACGCCGAGGCCGUGGCGUGGAGCCGUGGAGAUGUGCUACGCCACAGGCGGACAACUGGCUAGUCAACGAGACGCCCUCCGCCAGAUCAUGCCGAAACUUCUCGGAUUCACCCACGUCAUAAGCCGCAACUCAACAGUCUGGGUCGGAUUAAAAAUAGACCUUAGCAUGGACCAAAGGCAGAGAUACAGCUACUACAAUCCUGAUGGGCUGAGUGACUUCAGAGGGCCCUGCGUCUCAGCAGAAAUGACUAGGUUCAAGUUAUCUUUUGUAGUCUGUGACGAGGAAUUACCAUUCGUGUGUGAGAAGAUACCAGGAACGGCUUCAGCAGUGCCUCCAACCCAGACGCUAGGCAAUAUGAGGAUUAAUGAUCAGGUAACACCCAAUACUGAUGAUCAGACCCCAGACAAUAUGUGUACUGAUGAUCCCUCUUGGUACCUGUUCGAGAAUUACUGCUACAAAUUCUUCUCCAAAUCCGAAGACCCCGAUACCUGGUGGGGGUCUCACAGAAGUUGCAGAGAUGAGAAAGCCGAGUUGGCUUCCAUUCAUAGCUCUGAGGAGAACAACUGGAUACUAUCAAAGGCAUUUCAGCUCUCCGAUGAAAUACUGUGGGUGGGAGGCCGAGCAGAGAUGGAUCAUGGAUACGAGUGGAUUGAUGGCACACCGUUUAACUUCGUGAAUUGGGCCACAGGAGAACCAAACAACUUCAUGUACCAAGAGGACUGUAUCAGCCUGCACAACCAUCAAAAUGGCUACUGGAAUGAUGCUAACUGUGGCAGGACAUAUGGCCGGGUGUGUAAGAGACUGCAGGGAGCCACUCAUCUCCCCAUCCUUAGCACUGAAGUCUCCAUCGGCCACUGUCCUAGCGGGUGGACCCACAUAGGCACCAAGUGUAUACAGAUAUUUACAGAGAAGAAGAAAUUCACCGAAGCUCUUGAAGCCUGCAGGGGCAUGGAUGUGGGAGUGGACCUAGCCAGCAUCCACUCAGUGGUAGAGCAAGCCUACCUGACAGUCGUCCUGGGAACAUUAGGCACGAACGUGUGGGUGGGGUUGAGGAACAUAAAGGGCUUCCAGUGGGCGGAUCAGACAGCCUUCACCUAUAGCAACUGGGGCCCCACCGAGCCCAAUGGAGCCAAAAUGUUGCGGCUUUUGAGACCAGGACAGAACCCAGAGGAUUGUGUGGAACUACAGACACACAAUCGAGCUGGCCUGUGGAAUGAUAUAGACUGCGACAUGGUGAGAGGAUACGUAUGCCAAAGACCAGUGGAUCCCGACCUGUCCUCCAGCUCCCCGCCUCCAGCAUGUGAGCCGCCCUUCAAUAAUUACAUCAGAUUCAAUGAUGCUUGCUACAGGCCUGACAGUAAUGCCAAGACGUGGCAGGAAGCCGAAGCAACUUGCAUUGGUGAGGGAGGUCAUUUAGCAUCUAUUCAUGACUUGUCAGAGAAUGUCAAGAUGUGGAUUUUGAUUCAAGAAAACGGGUUCAUAGAUGCUUGGAUUGGGUUGAAUAAUUUGCAGGAUGGACUAGUGUACAAGUGGUCUGAUGGAUGGCCACCAUUUUAUAGCAACUGGGACCAUGAAGAACCUAACAGCAGUCUCAGCAACCAUAACUGCACUAGAAUGAGGACUGAAAAUGGUCUGUGGUUUAAUGAAAGCUGUAAUAAGACCAGUCCUUUCAUCUGCAAAUUUAAAAAUGGAACUGUGCCAACCCCAGACCCUCCAACAACAGGUUAUUGCCCUGACAGCCGCUGGCUAGACUUUGGGGGUGGUUACUGCUACCUCAUCUCUACCCAAAGAAAACCUUGGAUGGAUGCAAAUAUGAACUGCAUUCAGGAGCAUGCUAACUUGGUAUCAGUCCACUCAGAAGCAGAAAUGGCCUUUCUCACUAAGGCAAUGCAUCACAGUACAGAGCCAGUAUGGAUUGGUCUAGUGCAAAAGAAGGAUGGCUAUGGCUGGAGUGAUAACACUGCACUAGACUUCAUCUAUUGGGAGAAUGGAGAACCAAACAGUGAAAAUGAACAGUGCACAGAGGCGUCUCCUGCGACGGGUCGAUGGAAUGAUAUUUCGUGUUCUAUUGCUCUAGCCUUCACCUGUAAAACCUUGAAAAUUCAACACAUUGUGUCUACUGAGCCUCCUCUGCCUACUGACCCUCCUCUGCCUACCGACCCAGCUGCUGUAAAUACCCAUCCUUCAGGCUUGAGAAGUGAUCCCCCAAGUGCUGGAAGUAUCACUGGUAUCAUCAUAGCCAUGCUGACUGUAGCAGCUGGUGUUGGGUAUGUUGGUUACAGCUAUGUGAGGAAGAAACGGAAGUCUGCAAGAGCCUGUUACAGUCGUGGCUUCGAGCUAUAAUGCUCUCAAUUCUGGAAGAGACCAUACUAUCAGAGUGCAGACAAGAGAUGAAUGCCACUAUAAAUCUGGAAAGCAGCUGUACUAGUGCAACUAUUUAAACAUUUGGCUGCCAGAUACAUCUAUCCUUCUAUCAGUCUCACUAUAUGCAAUACAAUAAGUAUCAAACCACAUACACACAUAUUUGAAACUGUUUUUUUUUCAAUCGAUACCUGUGAACUGAACAAGAUGUACCUAAAGAUUCUAUGCACAUCUGUAAUUUGGCUAAAAUAUAUCAACUAAGCACUGCAAAAGACAUUGAUAAAUAUAUAAGAUAAUAUAAAUGUCAUCAAAAGAUAAAUGUCAUCUUUAGUUUUAAGAGAAUAAUAUUUAGAUUUAAUUUACAAUGGAAGGUUGUCGGUAUCUGUUUGAUCAAAAUUAAGGCCUAUUGGAGAAAAUAAUCCAUAAUAUUGGGUUGAAUCAAACAAUUUGACAAGUCAAUAAUUUUUAUAUUAAUAAUCUUUAAAUACAAUCUUUUACUAAAUCUUAGAAAUUUACAAAUACAACCUACUUUUAAUAAACCUCAGAUAUUUGCCAAGACGUUUGUUAUGGCAGUAAAUGCCUGCAGUUUAUCACUAGGGAAAGUUAAUACAUAUUUGCAUAAAGAAUAUCAUAUUUUAUACUCUUAAUGAUGUGUGUAUUUACAGAUUUGUACCAAGCAAACAGUCUUCGUCUUUAAUGUAUCUAAAUGUUAUAUGUAGCCGGUUUGUAGAACAUAAUGUUUAUUUCAUCCUCCUUUGUUAGUUCUUGCCAAUUUAUCCAUAUUAGCAUGACUAUUAACCUGUUUUUAAGGUUGAACAAUCAAUAAUAAAUUUCUGAAACAUUUUUUAAACUA